AUGCCGGCCGUCCUCGGCGUGCGCAACAUCGCGUUCGCGAUUGUCGCGAUUGUGUUUUUGAUGUUGUUUUAUCAUACGUCUGGAGGCACGAGGGCACCUGUUAGUUGGUCACCGAAAGCACCGGAGUUCAAGGGUUUUGCGCCUCUGCCUGAGGGGAUCACGGUGCCGCUUUCGACGCAGCAGCAGGAAGAUGAGAAGUUGAGGCAGGAAGCCAAUGCUUUGGGAGGUGGUGCUGGAGGUGCGGCGAAUCCGGCGCAUGUUUUGCCUGGUGGGGAGCAGGUUGCUGCAGAUGGGAAUUCUAUGGGAGGACUUGGAGGAGCGAGUACUGAGGCCGGCCAGCUAGGUGGGUUGGGUGGUGGGAAUGCAUUGGGCGGAGGGUCUUUAGGAGGAUUGGGAGAUGGUGCUGCUGCUCCCCCUGCUGCUCCCUUUGCCCCAGCUGCUGAUGCUGGCCCUUUUGCUGCUCCUGCUGCUGCUGGUGGCUCUCUGCCUGGCCCGGCGAUCGAUCAGGCUGGUCCCCCUCUCGCUCCACCUCCUCCUGCUGCUGCUCCAGGAAUGCCUCCAGCACCCGCUCCGGGAAUGGUGAACGCGCUUCCUGUGCCUCCUGUACCAGCUGCUCCAGGUCCGGAAGCAGCCCAAAUGCCUCCUAUGCCAGCUAUGCCAGGACUUGGGAGUUCACCACAGAUGCCACCUCUUCAGCCAAAUCUUGGGAGCACGGUGGGCGGGACAGCACCUGCUGCACCACCAGUCUCAGAUCCACACUUCCAAGGAGGCUUUGCAGAUGCCCCAUUUCAGCAGAACCUGGACUUGGAAACGCCCAAGAUGGAUAUUCUGAAGCUUCGUCGCUAUAAGCCGCACAAUUACAAGGGCGAAGGGCACCCGACAUAUGCCACACACAUUACGACCCCGGGAGGAUCGCUGAACGACCCUUACUUCCUUGCAGCUCUACAGCUCAUCUUUCGCGUUCUAUGGGAUAUACGAUCCGGAUCCGCUCAAUACCCAUUCACGGCAUUCGUCGCGCCACACAUUACGGAAGAGCAGCGUAGCGUCCUCGCAGCCGCAGGUGCGAUAGUCCGCGAACUCGACUCCAUCGAAUGGCACCCGGACAAGAACACACAGGGUCGCUGGCAAUACAACUUCGCCCGUUUGAACCUCUGGCGUCAAACAGACUUCAGCAAAAUCCUGUAUCUCGACGCAGAUGCCUUCCCAGUCCAGAACCUCGAUGAUCUCCUAGGAGCCGCUACCCGAUCAUGCAGGAGGGAAUUACUGCCCUUAGAAGACCAGGCUUCCGGAGACGAGAUCUGCCCGUACACAUUCAUGGCCGCUCAACAGAACCUCCUUGCAAACCCUACGGCCACGAUAGAACUCAACACGGGAGUGAUGCUUAUCCAACCCAACCUCGCCAUGCACCGACGUCUUACACGUGAACUCACAGCGAACAAAAAUUGGGAUACCGCGAUGGCUGACAAGGCUUUCCUAUCUGAGAUGUUCAAAGCUUCUGGUCCGUUCCCAGUCGUGCAGUUAGCGAGGGAGUACAAUGGCUUCUUCCCUGGUCCGUUAGACGAGGGGAAGCUGAAAGUGGUGCACGAGAAGCUUUGGGUUGAGUUGCAGGAAUCUGCGCCUUGGACCAAAGGAAUGUUCAGGGAGAAGCAUGCGGAGAUGAAGGUAUUCUAUGAGAGUCCCGCCUUCCAGGAAGUCCGGCUAAGAGAUGGGGAGAGGGUAUAUUAA
Molecule: messenger RNA, 1725 nt
Organism: Cercospora beticola
Lineage: Eukaryota; Fungi; Ascomycota; Dothideomycetes; Mycosphaerellales; Mycosphaerellaceae
Cellular component (GO): cytoplasm
Molecular function (GO): glycosyltransferase activity
Source: RefSeq, a predicted model, not a curated record